CUGUCUAAUAUCAUGAUUAUACUUUUGUGUCUGAUCAAAAUGAGGAAUCUACAUUAAAGAGCUACACCAACUACUUCCCAGCUUGAUUUAAAAUAAAAAAAAAAAUAAUAAAAAAAUCAGAUGUUUUCCCAGGGUUAUAGUACUUAGAAGGUAAGUCCCACACCAAGACUAAGAUUAGCUUUUGUCAUAAGAACAACCGUAAUGACCUAUUUUAUAUAAUAUUUUAGCAGAUGGAAGUUCAGACUUUCUGUACUGAAUUUCAACAUAGCUGCAAUCUUGCAGUUAGGAAAUGAUUAGCCCUGCAAUUAGGUGCCUUUAAUUGAAUCCCUGGCACGCACUUAAUUAUAACAUCACUACUGACACAAUAUGAAAAGCAGUAAAAUCAACCCCUCCCUAGUUCCCCAUUGGCUGGAAACUUGUUAGGCUUGAUGGGUAGGUGCACUAGUUAGAGGGGAUUUCAAAGCAAAUAAAUAGCAGCUCCCUCUAGCCAGUCAGAAAUGGAUUUCCACCUGUGUGAACCUCCGAUUGGGGAGAGCUGCUCUUAAAAAAACCCAACUUGCUGUAUGAGGAAGCUACUGGAGAAAGUGUUGUCUCUCAGGGUUCAUAAUUCUUCUACGAAAGAGUGAUUUUGGAAGACUCGCUAGGCCAUCUUGCUUGAGGUGCCUUUUUUUCAGAAGGAGCAUGGCUUGCUGUGCAUUACAAAUCACCGGGCUAAUAUUCGGAGGUGUGGGCAUGGUCGGGACUUUGGCAGCUACAAUUAUGCCACAAUGGAGAGUUUCUGCCCACAUUGAGAGUAACAUCGUGGUGUUUGAGACUAUCUGGGAAGGACUGUGGAUGAACUGCGUCAGUCAGAUGGGCAUCAGGCUGCAGUGCAAAUUCUACAAAUCUAUCCUGGCUCUCCCCCCAUCUUUAGAGGCAUUCAGAGCCCUCAUGUGCAUUGCGGUGCUCCUGUCAAUCAUUGCCUUUUUGUUGGCCAUUGUUGGUGUGAAGUACACUCGCAGGACCAAGGAGAAUCCCCAGAGCAUCAGUAUCUUCAUCCUGGUAGCUGGAAUUGCCUUUCUCCUGACGGGCAUCCUCAUUCUGAUCCCCGUGUCCUGGACUGGUGGCAGCAUCAUUCAUGACUUCUAUAAUCCAAAAGUCCCUACACCACUGAAACGAGAACUGGGAGCUGCUCUCUAUGUGGGCUGGGUGAGCGCUGCACUUCUCAUCGCUGCGGGAGCAAUGUACUGUAGUUUCUGGUGCUGGGCUGGUAAAUCCCCAAAAUCCAGGAAUGAAAACUGGCAUGGGAACAGCAGCAGCUAGAAGCCUCUCACAGAAGACUAACAGAGUAUGGCUGGGCUGGAAGGCAGGCACCUAUUGUGCAAUAGUACCUUUGCCCUCCCCUAAACCUGUGACAUGCAAGGGGAUCAGUGCAUUUAUUCUAAGGUAAAGUCUUUGUCAGGACUGUCCCAGGACAGUGAUGAGAAGCAUGGAGUUGGCAGCACAGUGGAAGCAGUUGCUGAAUGACUGGAGAAGCCCCCAGUGAUCUUAUUUUCAAUAUCAGCACACAAAUGUUCAUGCUCCCCUGUUAGAGAUCUUCAUGACUGACUAUGUGUUUCACAGAUGCUUGCAGAGUUGAUGUGUCCUUCUUACCUCUUCUGCAGGGCACAGAAUCCAUCUCGUGGAAUAAUAAAUUUUUUAUUCACUUCACCAACCUUUGUCAUGAAUGUAUUAGCUUACCGUUGCCUAGUACUUUCCAUCUUCAAUGGUUUCUCCUGUUCUAUAGAUAGCAUCUCCUCUUCUGUAAAAUUCAGGACAGACUACCUGUCUUUAUGCACUUUAAAGCACUGUGGUAAUGUCAAGUAUAAUUAAACAAGCCAGGCAAAUGUUAAUGUGCAAUCCCCACUUGCCCGUUGGGGGAUCAAGAGUUCCUGCCUAUAUCUUCCAUCAUGCUCACAAAAGCCAAGCCCCAAUGUUGUUCUGACUGCUCUGUGUUUGCAAGACUCACUUUAAAGCAUGAGCCAAGCAGUCUGAUGCUUGCCUGUCCAAUGUGCAGAAUCCAACAGUAUUUGCAGCUAUUCUUUUUUUCACAGCUGAAAACUCAGAACCUGCUUUUGAAUGCAUGCAUAUCACAAUAUUGAUAAGUGACCAAAGAAGUUCCAUUUAAAAACAAUUUUUCUUGUUCUUCACACAGUAGUAAUAGAUAGUUCCAUUUCAUUGAUAAUUUAAUGACACGGGUAGACAGUUUGUUCCUUUUCUAUGCCUUUGACUGGUAUCUGAAAACCAAGUUUAAUGACCUUUCAAGUUGUGCAGAGCAAUGCCUCUAUAUAUUCAUUCGACUGUUCAAUUUGAAGAACGUGGAAAGCUGCAUUUAAUUAAAAAAGCCUUUUGUUAACUUGACUUCGGAUGAACCUAAAUGAAACAGUGCCAUCAAACAUGGACAUUCAUUAUAUAUAUUAGCUAAUGUUCAUUUACACUUAGGGCAAACCGUCUUUUAGUGGGAAUUUUCUAGUCACCAGGAAACAGGCUUAAAGUAUCCUGCUCAUCACUUGAACUGUCAAAUCAGCACUUAUUAAUUCCAGAUAAGCCUUUAAGAGAACAUUUGUAAAUAGAUUUUCUGGUACUAAAGUAUAUAUUUUAAUGUUGCCUCAUAGCUGCUGCUGCUACGAUAUUUGUGGUACACACAGUGCCUGUCACAGCAGCUCUCAUUGGGCCAGACAGCUCAUUUCAAUGGAAUUAUUCUUCUGACUUUGGUUAUAGUUUAUACUACCCUGAAGAACUUCACCUGAUAUUUUAUUGUAUUUGUGUCCUAUAAUACAUAUUUUGUUUAAUAAAUGUUUGGUUUGUGAGCCAGA
Messenger RNA from Cygnus olor (mute swan), 2834 nucleotides. RefSeq names its product claudin-8-like. Gene Ontology annotation, molecular function: structural molecule activity. Lineage: Eukaryota; Metazoa; Chordata; Aves; Anseriformes; Anatidae. The coding region runs from base 682 to 1302 and encodes 206 amino acids. The record is from RefSeq and is a predicted model, not a curated record. The transcript is spliced from 2 exons. Gene Ontology annotation, biological process: bicellular tight junction assembly; cell adhesion. Gene Ontology annotation, cellular component: plasma membrane; bicellular tight junction.